AUGGUUAGAGAAUUGGUUAAUUUCAACGAAGAAUGCACUUGUGCAUCAUGUCAAAACGGUUGUUCAUGCGGUACAGCUGAAGCUUCUGCUUGUAAAUGUGGUGAAACUUGUGCCUGCGCUAAGAAACAAUCAUGUUGUUGCGAAGGUAAGCAAGCAUGUUCAUGUGCAGCAGGAUCCAAAUGUUGUGGAUCUUGUGGAUCUGGCAAGGGUUGUUCCUGCAAGCAAUAA
This is a messenger RNA of Vanderwaltozyma polyspora DSM 70294, 228 nucleotides long. RefSeq names its product putative metallothionein. The coding region runs from base 1 to 228 and encodes 75 amino acids. NCBI's taxonomy places the organism in Eukaryota, Fungi, Ascomycota, Saccharomycetes, Saccharomycetales, Saccharomycetaceae. The record is from RefSeq and is a predicted model, not a curated record. The transcript has a single exon.